Molecule: messenger RNA, 1899 nt
Organism: Rhopalosiphum maidis (corn leaf aphid)
Lineage: Eukaryota; Metazoa; Arthropoda; Insecta; Hemiptera; Aphididae
Exons: 7
Coding region: 140-1801 (553 amino acids)
Source: RefSeq, a predicted model, not a curated record
GCCAGUAUCAAAUGUGUGCAUGUUCUGUUUGAGUUUCAUAGUGAACUAAGCGGGAGUGCGUGCUACAUGUGUUAUACUGCGCUCAAAGUAACUGUUUCGUCUUUUCUAAGUUUGGUGCCAAUCCACAGUUAAAAACAAUAUGCAGCCGGACAUUAUAGAUAAGAAGCACGAUAAGCAACUGAUUGUUAAAAUGGCUGGUUAUUUAGAAAAAAAGGGCAGAAUGAGAGUUGUUGGCGUACGUCGUUGGAAAAAAAGAUGGUGUGUACUUGAAGGCAAACUAUUGUUGUAUUUUAAAACUCAAUUAGAGUACUCCCAUCAUUUGUCACCUUGCAGAGGUUCAGUCAACAUGGGCCUUGCAUUGUCUAUAACACUACGGGGUCCGUGUCAAUUGCAAAUCGUUACUAGAUCUCAAAUUAUAAUCUUAAGAACGAAAUCAAAAUCUGACCUAGAUGAAUGGUUUUCUGCUUUGAGGGACGCUAAAAAUAAUAACCUGGCUUUUAUUAAAGACCGAAAUUCGUGUUUUAUGGAAACAAACUACCGGUCAUCUUACCGAAUGCCUUUGGUGGAGCCCAACUCUAAUAACUGCAAUGUCAUAAACGAAAAUCACUUACGAUUUGGCACAUCAGCGAAACAGACUUUUGAUGGUUUAUCCUUCGAGGCAUAUAACAAGCAGAAUGAUAUUCGUUAUAUUAUGGCUCGCUCCAACAGAAAAUCGGCAGCACUGAGGAAAUCUGAAUCUGACAAUCGGAUAAGUUUUUACAGGAAGCUCCAUGGUCUCGUUCGCACCGAUACAAUAGCUGGAACGUCUCAGGUGAGCGAUAAAGAAUCUUGUCGCUCGAGAAGUUUGUCGUACGAAAGUAUUUAUUUUAAGCCACAAGAAAAGUGUAUGCCGAUCGAACCGGUGAAAUCGCAAAGCUGUAAAGAACUUAUGCCUAAAAUCGUAAGACAAAUGUCCAAAAAAUGCACGAACAACUGUGUUUCUAAAAGAAUCAGUAGAUCGGUAUCGUUUUUCGGUAAGCACCGCGAAGAUUCUGAUUCCGACGAUUAUGACUAUGUUGAAAUCGAACCAAACCACAUUGAACAAAACUAUUCAAAACCAAUGGAAAAAAAUGACAAAUCUGAACAACAACCAGAGACACCUCCUCAUUAUAAUGCUGAAAUAGACAAAGAAAUCACUUUGAUGUCAACAGACGAAGAAUAUCAUCAAGAAGCAAACGUAGAUGUAAUAUAUGUAAAUAACGAUCUUAAAAUGAAAAUGUUUACAAUGGAAUCAGAUUUAGUACUUGACUAUGGGACCGAGCAAUCAGUUGAAAACGAAGAUGAUCCGCCCCCUUUGCCAAUAAAAAAAAAACAUAAACAAAAUGUUUUAUUCGACGAGAAGCCACAAUAUAAAAUAAUAGACGGUGUUUACGUUUUUGAAAAUGGCUCUAAAGAAGUAAUCUAUGAUGUUCCUAUUCCACAUGGAAAACUUAUCGAACAUUUUCGCCGAUUAACUAUAACUUCCACGUCUUCACCGGUAAAACGUUACGUUGAUAGCACCGCGUACCACGAUUCAUUGGAACCUUCAGUUUAUGAAACGUUGCACAUGACACCAGAUUCACUAGAAGUUUCCAUGAUGUUUCCCACAUACAAGAGAUGGUCAAACGAUUCGGGCUUCAAUAAUUAUGAAGAACAAAAUUCAUUUUUGCCCGAUCAGACUAAUUUUGAAGAUUCCUUAGAACCAGUCAUAACCAUGAUACAUCAUGAUCGCAAAAUAUGGCAAAACGUGCCAAAUAUCAACUCGACCGACUACUUCCGUUGACUGUAGUAAUAUUAAGUAUUUAUAAGCAUUAGAAAAUUUAUACGUGUUAUGAUUUUUUAUUUUUUUAAUCGACUUUCCAUUUAAACAGACUCUGCUGU